Trichomonas vaginalis G3 is the source of this 288-nucleotide messenger RNA. RefSeq lists its product as uncharacterized. The record is from RefSeq and is a predicted model, not a curated record. The transcript has a single exon. The coding region runs from base 1 to 288 and encodes 95 amino acids. Lineage: Eukaryota; Parabasalia; Trichomonadida; Trichomonadidae.
AUGGAAGCGAACAAUGCAACUCCUGCUAAGGCUCUUGCCAUCAAGAAGCCAGAAGUGACUGAAGAACAGUCAUCUAGCGACGAGGAAAUCCUCAUGGGUGCCGAGAGUCCGAAGACUGAGAUCAAGAUCCCCGAUCUCGGACUUGAAAGCCAAACGGCACUGAGAGCGGGACAUAAGUCUACUCCUCGAGAACAGCGUUUGGUCAAGACCAAUCAUGUUCUAAUAGAUAGGUUGAAGGAGUCAAACGCUGUUCUCGAAGAUCUAAAGCUCAAGCUGGCUGAAAAGUAG